Molecule: messenger RNA, 683 nt
Organism: Cynara cardunculus var. scolymus (artichoke)
Lineage: Eukaryota; Viridiplantae; Streptophyta; Magnoliopsida; Asterales; Asteraceae
Product: squamosa promoter-binding protein 1-like
Exons: 2
Coding region: 97-525 (142 amino acids)
Biological process (GO): flower development
Cellular component (GO): nucleus
Molecular function (GO): DNA binding; DNA-binding transcription factor activity
Source: RefSeq, a predicted model, not a curated record
AUAUGGUCCUGUCCUUUGCCAAAGCUUCGCUUUCUUCUUUGUCAUCUUUUCUUCUUCUAUUUAUAUGAAGUCUGUCUUCACUCCUCUUUUUAAGGAAUGGGAACAAGAAAAUCUGGAAGAGUCGUGAGGGGUAUGGACGACAAGUAUAAGAAUGAGAUGAUGGAAGAAUGGGAAGAGGAGGAUGAUGGAACUUAUGUGGAGGAUAGUAGGAAGAAGGCAACAAUGGGAAGGAGGGGCUCGGUCAGUGGAGGACCCACACAACCUUUUUGCCAGGUGGAAGAGUGCACCACCGAUAUGAGUAGGUCCAAAACAUAUCAUCGGCGACACAAAGUAUGUGAGGUUCAUGCUAAGGCUCCAAUUGUUGUUAUUGGAGAGCGUCAACAGCGCUUCUGUCAGCAAUGCAGCAGGUUUCAUGACCUAACAGAAUUUGAUGACGCCAAAAGGAGUUGCCGUAGGCGCUUGGCUGGACAUAAUGAACGAAGACGUAAAAGCUCCUAUGAAUCCUAUGGAGAAACUUCUGGAUGAUAGAGAAAAGUAGCACCUUCAGAUGAUGUAAGGUUCUUAGAGAACACUAAGGAAGCACAUCACCAACUUCUGAUCAAAUAAGACUUAUAAUUAUAUCCAGUAGCAUGCUCUCUCUCUUCUGUCAGUCCUUCGACUUUAUUAACUAUCGGUUAUUUAUG